AGAAAAAGAAAUGAGAAAAGAACCUCUCAACAGUUUUCUUAUGAUUAUACAGAUAUCCUGACUCAUUUGCUUUCUCUUUGGAAACAAAAGCAUAACCAGUUUUGGAAUCUUUCUGGAACAAGGCCACCAUGAAAGGAAAAAUGGUUUUAGCAACUUUCUUCUUUGAGUGAGCUUACCUAGGAGACACACCUCAAAGGCAAAAGAUGGCCCUGGAUUAAGGUUUUGUUAAUGGACCUAAAAUUGUAUGGCCUCUUGAAUUACCAUGUGGUUUUAGCUUCUUUUGUUGUUGAUGUUGUUUGGUUUUAUUUUAUAUUUGCAGAAUCGGUGCUUCUUUCAGAGCCAGUGAACAUAGCUGACUUGAGCCGUAGCUGUGCUGUUGCCAAACUGUCUUUGGAACCCCCUAAAGACUUGCUGGAACAAGGGAAUUGCCCUGUCUGUAUUGGCUGGGAUAUUUAUUGCCUGUUCAUUCCUUGAACAUGGAGUACUGAUCUCCUUGCCAGGUGUUCCACCCAACAAUGAUGAAUUUGGACAUACUCCUAUGAAGAAAUGCCACAUGAUCCAAGAGCAAGCAUGUCCAGUAAGUUACUUGGGUCACUGCCACAUUAGGAAGCUAGUUUGCUAACAGUGCUUCCCAGGAAAUCAGGUGUGAUUUGACCCAGAAACAGGAAGCAGUUCCUCACCAAUGACAUCAUGACAGCAAGAGAGCAGAGCCCUCGCCAUGGCUCCAGGGCCCGUGCGAUGCAGCGGGCUUCCACAAUCGAUGUGGCAGCUGACAUGCUGGGCCUCUCUCUGGCAGGAAAUAUACAAGACCCAGAUGAGCCCAUUUUAGAAUUCAGCUUAGCUUGCAGUGAACUGCAUACUCCAUCAUUAGAUCGAAAACCAAAUAGUUUUGUAGCAGUGAGUGUCACCACCCCUCCUCAGGCUUUCUGGACAAAGCACGCACAGACAGAGAUCAUUGAGGGAACCAACAAUCCUAUAUUUCUAAGCAGUAUUGCCUUCUUUCAAGACUCUCUUAUCAAUCAGAUGACACAAAUCAAACUGUCUGUGUAUGAUGUCAAAGAUAGAUCUCAGGGAACAAUGUAUUUACUGGGCUCUGGAACAUUCAUUGUCAAAGAUCUCCUUCAGGACAGGCACCAUAGGUUGCAUUUAACACUAAGGUCUGCAGAGAGCGACCGUGUAGGUAAUAUCACUGUGAUUGGCUGGCAGAUGGAGGAGAAAUCAGACCAGCAGCCCCCUGUGACUCGGUCUGUGGACACUGUCAAUGGGAAGAUGGUUCUGCCCGUUGAUGAGAGCUUGACCGAGGCAUUGGGAAUCCGAUCCAAAUAUGCUUCAUUGAGAAAAGACACUUUACUGAAAUCGGUGUUCGGAGGUGCCAUUUGCCGCAUGUACCGGUUCCCAACCACUGAUGGCAAUCACCUGCGCAUCCUGGAGCAGAUGGCAGAGAGUGUGCUCUCCCUGCAUGUGCCCCGGCAGUUUGUGAAGCUCCUGUUGGAAGAAGAUGCAGCCAGAGUCUGUGAGCUGGAGGAAUUGGGGGAGCUGUCCCCUUGCUGGGAGAGCCUCCGGCGCCAAAUUGUAACCCAGUACCAAACCAUCAUCCUCACAUACCAGGAGAACCUGACUGACCUCCAUCAGUACAAAGGUCCCUCCUUUAAAGCAAGCAGUUUGAAAGCAGAUAAAAAGUUAGAAUUUGUUCCCACAAACCUGCACAUACAAAGGAUGAGAGUUCAAGAUGAUGGAGGAUCAGAUCAGAACUAUGACGUCGUCACUAUCGGAGCACCAGCAGCACACUGCCAAGGUUUCAAGUCAGGAGGUCUCCGCAAAAAGCUGCACAAAUUCGAAGAGACCAAGAAACACAGUUUUGAGGAGUGUUGUACAUCAUCUAGCUGCCAGUCCAUAAUCUACAUACCACAGGACAUCAUCAGAGCCAAGGAGAUAAUUGCCCAGAUCAACACUCUGAAAACCCAAGUUAGUUAUUAUGCAGAGCGACUCUCAAGGGCUGCCAAGGACAGGUCUGCCACCGGCCUUGAGAGGACACUUGCCAUCUUGGCAGACAAGACCCGGCAGCUGGUCACAGUCUGUGACUGCAAGCUGCUGGCCAAUUCCAUCCAUGGGCUGAAUGCUGCACGACCUGACUACAUUGCUUCCAAGGCCUCCCCCACCUCAACUGAGGAGGAACAGGUGAUGCUUCGGAAUGAUCAGGACACCCUCAUGGCCAGGUGGACGGGGAGGAACAGCCGGUCUUCCCUGCAGGUGGAUUGGCAUGAGGAGGAGUGGGAGAAAGUAUGGCUGAAUGUAGACAAGAGCCUGGAAUGCAUCAUCCAGCGAGUGGAUAAGCUACUGCAGAAGGAGCGCCUGCAUGGCGAGGGCUGUGAGGAUGUCUUCCCCUGCACAAGCAGCUGCACAAGCAAGAAAGGUAACCGGGACAGCCACGCCUACUGGAUCAGACCGGAGGACCCCUUCUGCGACGCCCCCUCCUCGCCAUGCCCCUCCUCCAUGCCCACUGCUGCAUGCCAUCCUCACCUGAGCUCACAUCGCAGCCCCCCUACUGAAGAGUCCAGCCCAGGUGAAUGGAGUGAGGCCCUUUAUCCACUGCUGACAACCCUCACAGACUGUGUGGCCAUGAUGAGCGACAAAGCCAAGAAGGCCAUGGUCUUCCUGCUUAUGCAGGACAGUGCCCCCACCAUAGCCUCGUACCUGAGUCUGCAGUAUCGUCGCGAUGUGGUCUUCUGUCAAACACUGACUGCCCUCAUCUGUGGCUUCAUCAUCAAGUUGAGGAAUUGCCUGCAUGAUGAUGGCUUCCUGCGGCAGCUCUAUACCAUCGGGCUGCUGGCCCAGUUUGAGAGCCUCCUAAGCACCUAUGGGGAGGAGCUAGCAAUGUUGGAGGACAUGAGCCUUGGAAUCAUGGACUUGAGGAAUGUGACCUUUAAAGUCACACAGGCCACUUCUACUGCAUCAACUGACAUGCUACCCGUCAUCACAGGAAAUCGUGAUGGGUUUAACGUGCGGAUCCCCCUGCCAGGCCCACUGUUUGACACCCUGCCCCGGGAGAUCCAGAGCGGCAUGCUGCUGCGGGUACAGCCUGUCCUCUUCAAUGUGGGCAUCAAUGAGCAGCAGACAUUGGCUGAGAGGUUUGGUGAUACGUCUUUACAAGAAGUUAUCAACGUGGAGAGUUUGGUGCGGUUAAAUUCCUACUUUGAGCAGUUUAAGGAAGUUUUGCCUGAGGAUUGUCUACCUCGAUCUCGGAGUCAGACCUGCCUGCCAGAGCUGCUGCGCUUUCUGGGUCAAAACGUCCAUGCUCGGAAGAAUAAGAAUGUGGACAUUCUCUGGCAAGCUGCUGAGGUUUGCCGCCGCCUUAACGGGGUUCGGUUCACCAGCUGCAAGAGUGCCAAGGACCGCACAGCCAUGUCGGUGACGCUCGAACAGUGCCUGAUCCUACAGCAUGAGCACGGCAUGGCCCCGCAGGUCUUCACACAGGCCUUGGAGUGCAUGCGCAGUGAGGGUUGUCGAAGAGAAAAUACAAUGAAGAAUGUUGGAAGUCGCAAAUAUGCAUUUAAUUCCCUGCAGCUGAAGGCUUUCCCCAAGCAUUACAGGCCUCCCGAAGGGACUUACGGAAAAGUUGAAACAUGAACACACGGUUUCCUCUAUUUAGCUGUUACAUAAUAAAUGUGGGUACCCUCUAGUGUCAUAUACGAAUUCUUCAAGAAGACCUGAAGGAUUGGUUAUUUUUGUGUUUUUAAAAAUAUUUCACUGAACAGUCUGUGGAGCAUGUUUUUCUGUUGGAAUCUAUAGGAGGUAAUGUUUGGCUCAAUAGCUUGGAUAGUAAUGACCACCCAUAGAAAUAGCCGUCAGCUGUAAUUACACAGCCAGUAUCAGUAGUUACAUAUGAGAAUCCAACUAGGUUUGUCUGAAAUGCCAGAUUUUUUCCAAUGCCCACUGAGGACUGCUCACCUAACUUAUUUUUCUACUGAGUAACUCAAAAGUGAGCAAUGACUUAAAAUCUACCUUUUAAAAAUAUGAAUGUAGAUCAGUAAGUAAUAUAUUAAACAGUUGGAUCCCAGGCAAACCCAUAAAUGGGAACUCAAAUUUUGGGAACAGAAACUAGCACUGUCUCAUGCAGUGAGAACAGCUGCUACCAGUGCAUCUCUCUACCACCACUACCACCUGUGAAGGAAAGAUGGAAUUUCAGAGUAAGAUAAUGCUUUAUGAGAAGGUGACCCCUGCAAGGGAAAUGACACCUGGGGCUGCUCUUCUUUUUGUCCUUCAAGAGCUAGAGACGAGGGCAUCUGCUUGAGCCAGCAGUGAGGUCCUUGUACGCUGUCUCCUAUUCUCUUGUCCAGGUUCAGGUCCUACCACACUCACGAGCAUGGCUCCCUUCUCUGGAUGCUGAGUUGUAGCAAUCAAGGACCUUAAUUGUGGCAAGUCUGAUGUCUGAGAGACAGCACCCGAUGGGGGAUUUAUGAUUGUAAACAUAGUGGAAACAAAUAUUUGCAAAACAAAUGUUCUUUUGCAGGAUUUCCAGUAGAUGUUCUAAAACACAGUACAAUCAUGUUUGAAUAUUUGAUGAGUGUCUUACUUUUAGGUUUGCAAAAAUUGUUACUUUCUUCUCAUUCUGUUGUAUGAGUGUUGAGAAAUGGUUAAAAUUAUCUCCUUAAAUGAGAUUUUCAGAGGGAUUUAUGGGCCAGGAAACUUUGGAAUUUCAUAGAUAAUUAUGUCUGGUCAUCUUUUAUAAGUUGAUGAUGAGUCUUAUUUGGACACAGCACAGGUUCCCCCCCACCUUAGGAGGGUAUAUGUUUUAUCAAUUCUGUUUAUCAUAAUUCUGUUUACAUGUUAUUUAAAAGGUUGUAAAACAAAUGCAUGUGGCAUAUGUUGAUGCUGAUCCUAAUCAUUUGUAAACACCUUGAAAAAUUUUAAGUCCACUUUCUUUUUGACUCCUUUAGAAUCGUGUAUCAAGCUUGGGCUUGGGGUACUGAAGCACAGACAGAACCAAGCCUCGAUAGGGAUACAGAGAAAGUGGGCAUCAGGUAGGGAUGGAACUGGGUGACUUUCCAUAUCCCUUCCUAUUCCAGAAGUCAGUGUGCAAACAGCUUGCUGUCUCCCGAUGCCUGCUAGGAGGAAGGUGUGUUUUAGUUUGGGCUGUUGCUGCUUACUGUCCCUCCCUAAAAGCUAGGCUUGCUAUGGUGGGCAAGUGGAGAGGAUCUCUUGUGCCAGAACUUCCACACAGCAGCUGCUGGUGGUGUUAGAUUCUCCUCCUGAAGUGUCAUUCCCUGUUUAAAGGCAACUGGUCCUUAAUAUGGCUGAUUUAGCCUUUCAUCUCUCGUCUCAUUUAACUUGUCAUUUUUUAGUUCCAGCUUGUCUCAUUUUGAUGUCAUAACCUUUUACAUUUUUUCCUUGUUUUUAGUUAAAUGUUAUCCAUUUUGGUUCUGACUUCUUUUGUCCAAAGAGCAUUAACUUCCUGUAUUUAUAAAGGGAAUAUAGCAAAUGUUAACUCAUCUGUCAGCAGUUUUGCAUGUAGCACCUUUAUGUGCAUUAUUUUCCAAGUUUUCCAUUAUAUUUUGACCCACCAUAGGACUUGUCUAAUUAAGACUCAGGCUUCAGUAUUCUUUCCAAAGGAUGUGACCUGCUCCCAGUACAUGGCGAAAGUCCCAGGAUUGCUGGGACAGGGUGCAUGGCACAGUGUGGGUGUAGGCAGCUUCUGGCUGGACAGAGGAAUGCUGAGUUGUUUGCUGCACCAGGAAGGCAGUUUUAUAGGUUAAGGCAAAAUAGAAGUUCCGUCCAAUGUGCCCCUCUCCCCUAAUUUAAAAAUAAAUACUGAGCUAUGUGGACAGCCGGGAAGUCAUGGAUUCUGUCAGAGCUCCUGCAGCACAGUUGCCUUUAGUUUCCUCUAAAGAUGUAAAAAUAUUGUAUAAUACAGGGAUUUUUUCCCCCACACAGUUGUAUUUGCCAAGCUUAGUGCAUUGAAAUACUUUUAUUUAUUUGUUUUGGGCAGUAUUAAUAUAUACUAUAUGAACAUAUAGUUACUGUUUUAUAUAUUCUUAGCUCAUUCAAAGCCAUGUAUGCUGUAAAUGUGCUAGUCUUUAGAAUGACAAAUAAUAAAUAACUGACAAGAAUAUUAAACUUGGUCUUGCCUGAUUCAUUCCCUUUCUCUGGAAGGUCUAGGUAGUUGUAUAGGUGGCACCUGACUGGACUGUCAUCACUGAGUAUUGCAUCAAGUGCUGGGGUGCUGAAAGCACAGGAAUAUAAACAUGGGACCAUGUGAGACUAAUGUUUUUAUCUUUUUUUGACUUAAUUUGAAGUACAGGGGGUAGCAGGGAAUGGGAUUAAAAGUAUGGACAGCAGCAGCAGACAGCCCCAGGUCCCAAUCCAGGUUUUGUGACUCACUGACCAUUAUGUGGGGCAAGUCGCUGAGCCCCUCUGAACCUCUGUUUCCAUGUGUGCAGUGUGGACAACCAACAGUAGGUUCCUAUUAAGCUGAUUUUGAGGCACCUUGCCAGUUAAUUGUACAUAAAUGUUGGCUGCUUAAUUCCUGUCCAUAAACAUGGAUCACAUUAUAUCUCCCUGGGCAGCCUGGCCCUUGCAUGACUUGUUAAAAUGCAGCUCCUUCAUGAUUUGUUAUCACCAGAACUGCAUGUGAUUUCCCUCACACAUGUUCCUGGCAGUGGAAAUGUACUUUAAAGGAGAUCUUUAUUUACCAUGAUAAUCCCAGAAAUGUAAGCUACUGCCUGGAGCAGGUGCUUUUUCCUUUAGCUCCUCAGUGCUGUAAAUGAUAUCUUUUUCCAGUUUCCAUUUCUUUGAUUAUCUGUGAACAUUUGAUUAUCUUUGAUUAUCUUUUGUACCUUUACUGGUAUUUAUGUUUUUGUGACUUCAUUGGGAUGUUGGUCUUUUUCAUAUUGAUUAAGUGUUUUUUAAUAUGCUAUCUAUUAUAUCCUCUGUUGUGUGUUGCACAUUUUUAAAAUCUUUUUGUCUUUAUUUAUGGUAGGGGAUAUACAGAAGUUUUAAAUGGUUAUGUAGACAAAUUUGCCUGUGUUUCUCUGUUUGGUGCUUAUUCUGAAAUUGAGUUUUGGUUUCUCCAUGAAGGUGACACAGAUGAGGCACCAUUGUCCUUGUCUGGGAAGUGGACAUGGUAGUGUGCAUGAGCUGGGGGGCUGGAUUCAGGUGCUCAUUAGUACUUGCUUGGCACUUAGCAGGCUGUUUAAUGCUGUCCAUGGUAUCCACCUUAGUCUCUUGUCCAAGGUUGUUUCUUGAGAUACUCACCUGUUCUUAUUUUCAGUAUUUUUAUGGUUCAGUUUUACAUAUAGAUCAGUCAGUCCAUCUGGAAUUAUUUUGAUCUAAGUCAUGUGCUGUAUUUAGUGACUCCCUCCUUUCAGCCAACCCUAAUGUCAGCCUGGGCUUUCUCCUGCCGUAUCCGUCACAGCCAUUCUGGUACUCCCUGGAAAUCCUUUUCAGCCUCUUAUUAGCAGAUAGCACAGUGUAGCCUGGCUGCCCAGGACUAGGGUUAUUGCCCAAGGAGGUUUUGCAUUAGAGGAAGGUAAGAUGAGCUGGAGGAUGGAGCUUCCCAUUUACAACUUUUCUGAGAGAAAUGAUUUGCCACUGCAAAGGAUGUUAUUAUAUUAACAACAUUAAAUAGCAAAUUGUUCCUGUAUUUUGAAUAAAGGUUUCUCACAAAGUCCUCAUCAGCAUCAUGUGCUCCUCAUGCCAUAGCAGUGAUCCUGGAACUUCCUGAGCUAUGAUUUUCUGCAUGGGCACAAUGUGACCCCUCAGUUGCACUUAAGAGCCACCAGCAUUUUCCAUCUUUUCUCAUGGAGUGUUGAUACCCCAAGGCCAGAAGGACCUAACCACAUACUGGUAUGUCCAGCAGUAGUACUAGGAUGACCCUUCUGGGAUCAACAUUGUCUCUGGCAAGCAAGCCUUGGAAACAUUCCGUGUGAAGAAAGACAAGUGUCCCUUUUCUUGUCACCUUUUCUUUUUGUCCUACAAUGUCUCUUUUACAAGUCCAAGUGAAGAGCUGAUUUUUCAGAAAGUUAUAAGGAGGACACAACUUUGCUGUGUACAAAACCCCACCCAGUAACACAAGGGUCCCCGGGAGUCUAGGGAUGGCAAUGAUGACAACCAACAAGAAAGUGGGGGCAGUAGGACUCAGCUUGGACUGCAUGUUCCAGCCCCAAACUGCUGAGAGGCUUUCCAGAGGAGGGGCACAGCUGGCUUAUAGGUCUGUGAUUAUUUUUAUACUUUAGAGCCAGGCAUAGUAGCUUAUGCCUGUAAUCCCAGCUACUUAGGAGGUGGAGAUUGGAACGAUCGUGGUUUCAGACCAGCCUGUAAAAAUUUAGUGAGAUCCCAUCUCAGUUGACAAAAAGCUGAGUGUAGUAGUUUGUGCCUAUCAUUUCAGCUACAUGGGAAGCAUAAAUAGGAAGAUGGUGGUCCACCAGCCUAAGAACAAAUGUGAGACCCCCCGCCCCCCAGCUCAAAAUUAACCAAAGCAUAGAGGGCAAGUGGUAGAGCAUCUA
Molecule: messenger RNA, 8501 nt
Organism: Castor canadensis (American beaver)
Lineage: Eukaryota; Metazoa; Chordata; Mammalia; Rodentia; Castoridae
Source: RefSeq, a predicted model, not a curated record